UCCCCUAUCUUUCUUAUAACAUCGGAUUUCUCCUAAAAAUUUGAAAAAAUACAAAAUAAAAACCUUGAUCUCCAACUUUCAUGGCCCCAAAACUUCUGCCACCAAAACAACUCCAAAACCUACGUUUCUUUAUCACAAGGUCUCUCCACACCUCCUCCUCCUCCUCCCCGUCCCUGUCCUCGUCCUCUAUAUCCACCGCCGCCGCAGUCUCCCCUCUAAACUUGGCUGAAAAACCUGAACCCGCUUUUCAAAAACCACUCACCGCCAUUCAAGAUCAUGCAAAACCAUCAUCUAUCCUAGACUUUCAUGACCACCAAAAACUUUUCUCAAAUUUGCCAACCACCAAACUCUUGCAUGCAUCUUUAAAUCUUUACCUGGCUUCUAUAAGUCCUAUGGUUGAUUUUGGGAUGUGGGUUAUGAACUCUAGGCUUAUGGAGACAGAUAAUAUUUUACGUGCUGCUAUGAUAAAGACCGUAAGGCAUACGUUCUUUGAACAUUUUUGUGCUGGAGAAGAUGUUGUUGAGGCAGGAAGGUGUAUUAAGAAAGUUAAUGAAUCUGGUUUAAGAGGGAUGUUGGUUUUCGCUGUUGAAUAUACAGGUGAUAAUGAUGCUUGUGAUCAGAAUUUGAAAGGGUUUCUUGAUACUGUUCAAUCUGCCAUGUCUCUUCCUCCAUCUUCUGUGAGCAGUGUGGUGGUAAAGAUCACAGCAAUUUGCCCCCUAAGCUUGUUAGAGAGAGUUAGUGAUUUGUUAAGGUGGCAACAGAGAUAUCCUUCUUUCAACCUUCCAUGGAAACAGAACAGUUUUCCACUUUUUUCUGAUUCAAGCCCCUUGUAUCAUACUCUUAAAAAACCAGAACCAUUAACCCCACAAGAAGAGCACGAUCUCCAAUUAGGCCAGGAGAGAUUGUGGAAACUAUGUGAAAAAAGUGUCCAGGCCAAUAUCCCAUUAACGGUGGAUGCAGAGAAAACAGCUAUUCAACCUGCCAUUGAUUACUUGACAUAUUCGGCAGCGAUCAAGUACAACAAAGAUGAUAAUCCCAUUGUGUAUGGCACAAUUCAAGCCUACUUGAAAGAUGCAAAAGAGAGAUUGUUACUUGCAACUAAAGCUGCUGACAAAAUGAGAGUCCCUAUGGGGUUUAAGGUAGUGAGGGGUGCUUACAUGUCUAGUGAAAGUAAAUUAGCCUCUGCAUUAGGUUAUGAUUCUCCCAUUCACAAUAGUAUUCAAGAGACACAUGCUUGCUACAAUGAUUGUGCUUCGUUCAUGCUUGAAAAGAUCGCUAAUAGCUCGGAUGCAGUCAUUCUUGCAACACAUAAUGUUGAAUCAGGGAGAUUGGCAGCAACGAAGGCACUAGACCUGGGGAUUAGAAAGGGGAAUCCAAAGCUUGAGUUUGCACAGCUAUAUGGAAUGUCAGAUGCACUUUCAUUUGGUUUAAGCAAUGCAGGUUUUCUAGUUAGCAAGUACAUGCCAUAUGGACCUGUUGAGAAGGUUAUCCCUUACCUUCUAAGGAGGGCUGAAGAGAAUAGGGGACUAUUAUCUACUUCAAGCAUUGACAAGGAACUCAUGAGGAAGGAGUUGAAGAGAAGACUUAAAGCUGCAAUCUUCUGAAGUGAAAGUUCAAAGCUUUGAGCGACAAGCCGACAACAAGGUCUAGAAUUGGAAGAUGACAGAAAAUGUACAUAUGUAAUCAAAAGCAAAUUGCUCACUAGAACAAAAACAGUUCACGUUAUCUUGAAAAAAUAAUGUUCAUAGCAAUCUUGCAGCA
This is a messenger RNA of Populus nigra (black poplar), 1761 nucleotides long. Its product is annotated as proline dehydrogenase 2, mitochondrial-like. Gene Ontology annotation, molecular function: FAD binding; proline dehydrogenase activity. Gene Ontology annotation, cellular component: mitochondrion. The transcript has 4 exons. The record is from RefSeq and is a predicted model, not a curated record. Lineage: Eukaryota; Viridiplantae; Streptophyta; Magnoliopsida; Malpighiales; Salicaceae. The coding region runs from base 81 to 1604 and encodes 507 amino acids.